Rotaria socialis is the source of this 621-nucleotide messenger RNA. Lineage: Eukaryota; Metazoa; Rotifera; Eurotatoria; Philodinida; Philodinidae. The record is from the annotation of a GenBank genome assembly.
AUGGAAAUGGAAGAUGGUGUACCACGUAGACAGCCGCUUUUUCGUACCCAAUCAGCACAACAAGUGCAUAAAUUAGUAAAAAAGCCUACAGGGAAAGAAACUCGAUCGUCGCAAAGUUGUAUCACUAGUCGAUCAUAUGAUGAUUUGAAUAUCAAUAAAGCUAAAUCAUUAGUUGAUCUUGCUGCGCCAGCCUAUAAUUCAACAAUGAAAAUAAUUGAUCAAAUGGAGAAUUUAAAAUUUGAACAAUUUGAUCCUGUUUUAACAGUAACACAUAUUGACCAUGUAAAUGAACAGGCAAAUAAAAAAUUAAAUUAUUCAAAUGAACGGAUUUAUAAGGGUCUUAUUGAUCUUGAACCAAAUACUGAAGAAAUUAUUGCAGCAGCUGAACAACAAGAAUUACAAAAACGAAAACAAGCAGCAAAAUUUCUAGAAGAAUAUCAAGCAUUACAGAGAAAACGUAUUAAACCUGAUAUCAUGGAAUUAUUUGAUGAAACAACAAUGAUUAAACAAACAACACGUAUUAAUUUAAAACCAUUAAAACCAAUUAAAAUGAAACCCAAACAAGCUACGGCAUUCUCAAUGAAUAGUCUCAAUCAAGCACAAACAUUGUGGAAGAUAUAG